AUGAUAAGCACUACUCCUUCAAGUAAGCGUUCUUCUGAUGAGUUGGAAAGCUUACCUGAUCUGUCUUCAACAUCGAAAAAGCUAUUGGAAAAGAAAACCAGAAACGAUGACAGUCAGAAAAUUCUAGCCGGAACCAAAGAAAAAGAGAAGGAGAAGAAGUGGCUUACCAUUGAUCAAGAUGGAGUUCAGUCUCUCCAUUUUGUAUUGAUUGAUGAACGUGGUGACAAAAUUCACGGUUAUAUAAACUGGGAGUGGAUGAUACCAUAUUUUGACCAGAAAAUGCAGGAAGGAGAGUGGAAGAAAAUCUACAAUUUUACAGUCAUCAGAGUUUCGAAUCUGGUGCGUUUAACUGAAACUGAUAAAGAACUCAGUUUCCUAGAGAACACUGAGGUGAAAAGAACGAAGUUCGAUAGUGAAGACCACUUCCAAAAUUUCAAAAGCUUUGAUACUCUUUUCAACCUCGAUGUCCCUCUACAACUUCCUGUUGAUGUUAUUGGGAAAGUUACGCAUGUUGAGGAUCUACAGUUGGUCCAUGAUGACCUGUUUGGUCCUCACUCUCCAAAACAAAUAUGUCGUCUAAAGUUCACGAUGGUCAAUAACGAUGAUGAAGCUAUUCAAUGUGUGGCUUUUGGGAAACUGGCUGAGGAUUUUAAUCAGCAUUGGUACUGUCUUGACGACGUUAAAGCAGUUUGUGUUUUAUCUGAUUGGCGUCUUAGGAUUGUUAAUGGUGUUGAACAAUUGAUGGAUGAUAGAGGAGUUUCUCGAUUUUAUUUCGAUCUCGAAAUUGAAGAGGUGUUCGAAUUCAAAGAGAACAUGUAA
Thlaspi arvense is the source of this 819-nucleotide messenger RNA. The record is from the annotation of a GenBank genome assembly. NCBI's taxonomy places the organism in Eukaryota, Viridiplantae, Streptophyta, Magnoliopsida, Brassicales, Brassicaceae.